Molecule: messenger RNA, 435 nt
Organism: Phanerochaete carnosa HHB-10118-sp
Lineage: Eukaryota; Fungi; Basidiomycota; Agaricomycetes; Polyporales; Phanerochaetaceae
Exons: 1
Coding region: 213-383 (56 amino acids)
Source: RefSeq, a predicted model, not a curated record
AUCUGCCACUGCUUCACAGCUAUCAAGUCCUAGAAACACUCAUCAACGAUAAAAACAAUCCAUCUCUGUUGCCUGUCGUCAAUUAUGCUGUCCAUGCUGCACGGCAUCGCCGUUCGGUGCUACAUGUGGGUGAGUUUUACUUUCCAACGGGUUAACAGACUAAUUAGCCCCCAUAGCUCGUCUCUGCACUAGGUGGUGCAGACCCGGAUCUCAUGGCCGCACUAACGCGCGAUGAGGAGCAAAUUAUGAGGCUACUCAGCAAUAUGUCAGACGCAGACAGGUGCGACAUUGUGUGCCUCCGCGGCCCUCAUGCAGCCGACCUGCUGAACCUUCUCGAUCUGGUACGUCUCUCUCACGCUAUCUAUGCGUUAAUCACCGAAUAGCACGGGACCUUAGAUUUUACAUCCUACAUCGCCAGCUGCUCCCGAUGUUUUU